Molecule: messenger RNA, 3713 nt
Organism: Trichosurus vulpecula (common brushtail)
Lineage: Eukaryota; Metazoa; Chordata; Mammalia; Diprotodontia; Phalangeridae
Gene: PKP2
Product: plakophilin 2
Exons: 13
Coding region: 64-2586 (840 amino acids)
Biological process (GO): heart development; cell-cell junction assembly; desmosome organization
Cellular component (GO): adherens junction; plasma membrane; intercalated disc
Molecular function (GO): protein kinase C binding; molecular adaptor activity; alpha-catenin binding
Source: RefSeq, a predicted model, not a curated record
UACAGGAAGGAGAGCGGAGCUCCGCGGCCACCAGUCUGCACACCACCCUACCACCCCCUCCUUAUGGCCAUGGCAGCCCCAAGCUUACCUGUGGAGUGUGGCUACAUCCGAACCGUCUUGGGCCAGCAGAUCCUAGAGCAGCUGGACAGCUCCAGUCUGGCUCUGCCUUCAGAGGCCAAACUGAAACUGGCUGGGAACAGUAGCCGCCUUGACCAGUCUGCUAAAACCCUCAGAAUCCAGGAGCAGGUCCAGCAGACUCUGGCCAGAAAAGGCAAGAGUUUCGUGGUGAACGGAAGCCUGCCUCGAACCAGAAGUGUUCCAGAAUAUGUCUGCAAUCCGAACUUAGUUGAAAACCAUCUCUCUCUAGGGUGUUCCCCUGUUACCAAAACAUAUGAUAUUUUAAAGGCAGGUACAACAGCUACUUAUGAGAAUCACUUGGAAAGAGGAAGAGCACGAUAUAAUUCACAAAAGUCAAUGGAAGAAAGGUCUCAAAGGCAGCCUCUGAAGAGACUGGAGAUUUCUCCUGGGAGUAGUCCUGAGAGACUUAAUUAUGCAUAUAGUGACUACUAUUAUAUCCAGAAAAACCAGGUAGGACACAAUUUGAGGCCUCAUGGGAGCAGGAGGUCCACUGUCCUCAUGCCACCAAGAUAUGCUUGUUCAGAAAUUGCUGACUUCAACCAUCAUGGUACCAUGAGCAGGCAACGUCAUUAUGAUACUUACCAUAGACAAUGCCAGUAUGGAUCUGUUAGUGACACGGUUUUUGAUAGCUUCCCUGCCAGUCCAGCAGUACUCACAUACCCCAGGCCAAGAACAAGCCGAAGUAUGGGGAACCUCUUGGAGAAAGAGAACUACUUGACUUCAGGACUUGCUUCAGGACAAGUCAGACCACUGGUGUCUCUACAACAAGGUCACCAGAAUAAGCAAUCUGUUCAUUCUACCUGGCAUCAGAGUUCUUUCUGUAGCACUCAUACUCUGAGAGAUGUUCUGCCCAGUGUCAGUAAAGGAACCAGCAGGAAACAAACACAUAUGACAGUUGGCCAGGCAGCAACAGCAGGGGGUGGAAAUUUGCUAACUGAAAGAACUGCUUUCAACGAUUCCCAAGUUGGCCAUGAAGAUGUAGAGAUGACUUUGGAGCAUGCAGUAAGCAUGCUGGAUUCAGACAGCACACUAGCAUCUAGGAUUCAAGCUGCAAUCACCUUUAUCCAGCAUGAAUGUUUCCAGAAAUCAGAAGCCCGAAAAAGGGUUAAUCAUCUUCAGGGCAUACCCAAGCUUCUGCAGCUCCUAAAAUUGCAGAAUGAGGAUAUACAGAGGGCAGCAUGUGGAGCCCUAAGAAAUUUGGCAUUUGAAAACAAUGACAAUAAGAUGGAAAUAACUGAACUGAAUGGGGUUCCUCAAUUGCUCCAGGUCCUGAAGCAAACUGGAGACUUGGAGACUAAAAAGCAGAUAACAGGUUUGAUGUGGAAUUUGUCCUCUAAUGAUAAGCUCAAGAAUCUGAUCAUUACAGAAGCUUUACUAACCCUGACAGAUAUUGUCAUCAUUCCUUAUUCAGGAUGGUCUGAAGGUGACUAUCCCAAAGUAAAUGGCUUGCUUGACUUUGAUAUAUUCUACAAUGUCACAGGAAGUUUAAGAAAUAUGAGUUCUGCUGGACCUGAUGGAAGGAAAGUGAUGAGAAGAUGUGAAGGACUGAUAGAUUCUCUUGUGCAUUAUGUUAGAGGAACCAUUGCAGAUUAUCAGCCAGAUGAUAAGGCUACUGAGAACUGUGUAUGCAUUCUUCAUAACCUAUCCUACCAACUGGAGGCAGAACUCCCAGAAAGAUAUUCACAGAGUAACUACAUUCAAAACAGGAAUAUCCGGACCACCAAUAACAAAAGUAUUGGGUGCUUUGGAAGUCGAAGUAGGAAAGUGAAAGAGCAAUACCAAGACAUCCCACUGCCAGAGGAAAGGAGUAAUCCUAAAGGUGUGGAAUGGCUGUGGCACUCCAUUGUGAUAAGAAUGUAUCUAUCUUUGAUAGCCAAAAGUAUAAGAAACUACACACAAGAAGCAUCUUUGGGAGCCCUCCAGAAUCUCACAGCAGGAAGUGGACCGAUGCCAUCUGCUGUAGCCCAGACUGUUGUCCAAAAGGAAAAUGGCCUUCAGCACACGAGAAAGAUGCUACAUGUGAGUGAUUUAAGUGUAAAAAAGACUGCAGUCUCAUUGCUGAGAAACUUGUCUCGGAAUUUGUCUCUGCAGAAUGAAAUUGCUAGGGAAACCUUACCUGAUUUAGUUUCCAUAAUUCCUGACACAGUGCCAAAUUCUGAUCUGCUCAUUGAGACUACAGCUUCUGCCUGUUACACUUUGAACAAUUUAAUCCAGAAUAGCCAGCAAAAUGCACAAGAGCUUUUGAAUACUGGAGGCUUUCUGAAGAUUAUAGCUGUCAGCACGGGUGAUAGCUAUGUCUCCAACAAAGCUAGUAAAGCAGCUUCUGUGCUACUCUAUUCCCUGUGGUCUCACACUGAUCUCCACAAUGCCUACAAGAAGGCUCAAUUUAAGAAGACAGAUUUUGUCAACAAUCAGACAAUCAAAGCCUACAACUCCCUUAAAGACUGAGAAAAAUGAAAUGAUGAUAGUAGAGACAGCCAGGACUGCAUCUCUUGUGAGAAAACCAUGUUUUUUAGUAUCUGUCUCACCAAUGGUCAACUGCAUAAAGUCUCCAGAAGAAAAAGACUGAUUUUUAUGCCCAUCCCAGAAGACCCCCUCCCCAAAAGCCUGUCUCAUUACUUAGCCUUUCCUCUUCUAUUUGCAUCUUGUCCUGUGUCACUAGAAAAGGGAGAAUCAGAGAAUAUAGUACUCGGUUUCUGCCAGAACACUUUUGCAAGUUCACCUUUCACCACUAUUGACAACAGCUUCUAACACCACAGACUAUUUGGGUACAGGGGUAUUUUCCCCAGGUCAUCAUCACUGGACUGGCUACACUUUCUUGCCUUCUCCAUCUUGACCCCAAGGGAAAUCAAGUCAACUCUGUACCAUCCUCUUCUCUCAAGUCCAUUGCCCUGUCAAAUCCCAGCUUCUGAUUAUUCUAGACAUUUGCUGAUUUCACUUCACAGGAAGCUGAAGAAAGUCUCCAUUACAAGCUUGUUACACGAUCUCAACUAGGUCUUUACCGCACCAAGGCAAUCUUGUUAUACCACAGUCGAUUCAUUAUCCUUUUCACCAUGGCAGAUAUUUUUAUCCCUUUUCAAACCUUCCAUGGCUCCCUCUCUCCCCACCCUCUCAGCUGAGAGCUUUGCUGCUUAUUUCACUGAAAAAAAAUUGAAGCCAUUUACAGAGAGCUUCCUCUUCUUCCCUAUAAUCAUUUCAUAUCAUUCAAAUGCCUUCUGCCACUAUCUUCUCCUUCAUUUCUCAUGAAAAGAUGGCCCUUCUCCAAGGCAAAUACCUUUCUGUGCACAAGUGAUCCUAUUCCAUCCCAUCUUCUUCAGCAGACCUCUAUCAGUCCUACUCUCACUAAUUUUUGAUCACUCUCUGCCUACUUGGCUGCUUUCCUACUACCUACAAACAUACCUAUGUCUCUCUGAUCCUCAAAAAACCCACACUUUAUCUAUCUGUCCUAUAUCUCUUCUUGCAUAAUGUCCUUGAGAAAGCUAUCUAGAAUUAGUGCCUUUGGAGCAGCUAGGUGGCACAGUAGAACACUGGCCCUCAAGUCAGGAGGACCUGUGUUCAAAUCUGGCCUCAGACAG